GUUGCAUCUCUACGUCAUCUCCAGAUAGUGUACCGCUUGAAAGUGAUCUUUUAAAAAAAAAAAAAAAAAAGUACCUCCAUGCGUACGUCUGUUCGUACAUCCGUCCGUCCGUACACCCGCUCGUGCUUCCGCGCGCGUGAAUAUGUACACCUUUUUUCUGGAAAUUUUUUUUCUACGGGAACACGGCGCGCACAUGCUAACAUAUUUGCGAGGAGCAUCCAGUCGGCUAAAUACUUUUACGAUAUAGGAAAAAAAAAAUAGAAAAAAAAAGAGUGUCAAAAUUUGUGAAAUUGUUCCUAAUUCUCACAACAAACACCGUAAGGGAUUUUUGUGAAGAUAACUGCUCGCACGUGUUGGGAAGAGUUGGCUCCUGGGGGGUUAAAAGAUUGCAUGCAGGGCUGGCACGCACGGGGAUACGUACAUACGUAUAGAUGCUUAUGUAGCCCGUGGCCGCGGCGCCCCUUAACACACAUUUGUUCUUCCCUUCUUUGCGACGUCGCCUAUUGAGGUAGUUUGUCCCUAAAACGGGCGGGCGCAAUGUUUGCGGUGGAAAGUUGAGAAAUUUUUUUUCUUCCCUUUUUUCUUCCCCUUUUCUUCCCCUUUUCUGCUUUUUUUGUGCCCCCUUUUCACCGCUGCACACGGAGCUGCCCCCCACCUGGCAAAAGAUGAAGGUGAUCCUGAGCAUAGACCAAAGCACCCAGUCGACGAAGCUGAUUUUUUUCGAUGAAGAGCUGAACGUGCUGCACACGAACAGCCUGAACCACGAGCAGAAGUGUUUCAAGCCGGGGUGGUACGAACAUGACCCAGUGGAGAUAAUUAACAACCUGUAUACCCUGAUGAAUGAUGGCAUGAAGGCUCUUAAGGAAAAGAACAAAGAGGUGGAAAUCAAAUGUAUAGGAAUUACAAACCAGAGAGAGACGGUCAUCAUAUGGGAUAAGCUAACUGGCAAGCCUUUGUAUAAUGCCAUUGUGUGGCUGGACACCCGAGUGGAAGACAUCGUCGCUCAGUUUUCAAAGAAAUAUAACAACGAUUAUUUUCAGAAAAAAACAGGAACGUAUUUUAACACCUAUUUUAGUGGGUUUAAAAUUUUGUGGCUAAUUCAGAACAAUCAAGAAAUUAGGAAGAAGGUGGAGGAAGGGUCCGCCAUCAUCGGUAAUGUUAACACUUGGCUGAUUUAUAACCUAACAAAUGGGAACAGCUACACAGAUGUGACGAAUGCCUCUAGGACCCUUUUGAUGAAUAUUAACACGUUAGAGUGGGAUGAGGAGCUGUGCAAAAUGUUUGGCAUUACAAAUAUGUCUGUUCUUCCAGAAAUUAAAUGCAACUGUUUCAAUUUUGGAGAGGUGAUGUCUGAGCAAGUGCCUGACUAUGCGGGGGUGCCAAUCACUGGGUGCAUUGGGGACCAGCAAAGUGCAUGCAUUGGACAAGCUAUUUUUGAUGAAGGAGAAGCCAAGUGUACCUAUGGCACUGGCGUUUUUUUACUUAUCAAUACAGGGUACAAAGUGGUGUACUCUUCUUGUGGUUUAAUUACAACCGUGUGUUACAAAUUUAAUGAAAAUGAUCAGGCGAAAUAUGCGUUGGAGGGUUCUAUAGGUACAGCUGGUUCAGGUGUUUCAUGGCUGUUGAAGAACAAUUUAAUUUCUCAUCCUAGUGAAGCUAGCUAUAUUAUGGAGAACUGCGAAGAUACAGGAGGGGUUGUGUUUGUUCCAGCCUUCAGUGGUUUGUAUGCCCCCAGGUGGAGGUCAGAUGCCAGGGCAUGUAUAACUGGCAUGACAUUCAAUACGGAAAGGAAACACAUCGUUCGGUCCCUCCUGGAGGGCAUCGUUUUCCAGCUGAACGAAAUUGUUUGCUCCCUCAUCUCAGAUAUGGGCAUAGAAAUGCUCCAUGUUUUACGGUGCGAUGGGGGGAUGACCAAAAAUAAGGCUUUCAUGCAGUUCAACUCGGAUCUUAUAAACACAAAAAUCGAAGUCUCAAAAUAUUCUGAAGUUACUGCCCUGGGGGCUGCCGUGCUCGCUGGCUUGGGGGUCAAAAUUUGGGAAGAUUUGGACUCCGUUAAAAGCUUAAUACGGAGUAGCGACUCCACGUUUAACUCUAAAAUGGAUGCAAAAAGUAGAAAGAGGAGAAUUUCCGAGUGGGGCAAGGCCGUCGAGCGCUCGCUCCUGCAGAUGUAG
Molecule: messenger RNA, 2171 nt
Organism: Plasmodium vivax (malaria parasite P. vivax)
Lineage: Eukaryota; Apicomplexa; Aconoidasida; Haemosporida; Plasmodiidae
Product: glycerol kinase, putative
Exons: 1
Coding region: 666-2171 (501 amino acids)
Biological process (GO): glycerol-3-phosphate biosynthetic process; triglyceride metabolic process; glycerol metabolic process
Cellular component (GO): mitochondrion
Molecular function (GO): glycerol kinase activity
Source: RefSeq, a predicted model, not a curated record